Molecule: messenger RNA, 327 nt
Organism: Chrysochloris asiatica (Cape golden mole)
Lineage: Eukaryota; Metazoa; Chordata; Mammalia; Afrosoricida; Chrysochloridae
Product: cytochrome c oxidase subunit 6A1, mitochondrial-like
Exons: 3
Coding region: 1-327 (108 amino acids)
Biological process (GO): mitochondrial electron transport, cytochrome c to oxygen
Cellular component (GO): mitochondrial inner membrane
Molecular function (GO): enzyme regulator activity
Source: RefSeq, a predicted model, not a curated record
AUGGCGGCGGCUGGGUCUAGGGUUUCUGGGUUGCUGAUUCGGUCCCGGCCCCAGCUGGGGCGGCUGAUGGCAAGCAGCGCUCACGGCGAAGAGGGCUCAGCUCGCAUGUGGAAGGCCCUCACCUUCUUCGUCGCCCUCCCCGGGGUGGGAGUGAGCAUGCUGAACGCCUACCUGAAGUCGCACCACGGAGAGCCCGAGAGAUCCGAGUUCGUCGCCUACCCGCAUCUCCGCAUCAGGUCCAAGCCUUUUCCUUGGGGAGAUGGUAACCACACUCUGUUUCAUAAUUCUCAUAUGAAUCCACUUCCAACUGGUUAUGAAGAUGACUAA